AUGCCUUCAAUAGCACCUCUGGAAGAGGACUGGACAUUAGAUAUUCAGUAUGUACCUGAAACUACGGUGCGGUUAGGAACCAACUUAGAUCCAACCAAUAUCAGAGAAGGGUCUGAUGUAUAUUUCGACUGCAUCAUAAAGGCACACCCUUACGUCUACAAAGUGGAAUGGAGGCAUAAUAGUAAAACCUUAUUACACAACGUCGGUCAAGGCGUCAUCAUCAGCAACCAGUCCCUUGUCUUGCAAGGCGUCGGCAGAAGAACAGCAGGAAAUUACACAUGCGUCGGUUUCAAUGCAGAAGGCGAUGGUGAAAGCAAACCUUUUUCGCUAGAUGUGCUGUACGCCCCAACCUGUAGAAGUUCUCAGCAGAGGGUGCACGGUGUAGCAAAACAGGAACGAGCCCACAUCACAUGUCACGUUGACGCGAACCCUCCUGAAGUUAUUUUUCGUUGGACCUUCAACAAUACAGCGAACAGCAACGAGGUCAGCGAUACGUACGUGUCGCGUACGGGAACCAGCUCGACGGUCACGUACACGCCACACACGGAGAUGGAUUAUGGCACCCUACUAUGCUGGGCACACAAUAGGAUAGGAAAACAGAGGGAGAUAGUUGCCAACGUUUCAAGUGCUGUACCCCGGUUUAUGGCAGUCGGUCUACAGCCAGGAAAAACAUAUGCUGCGGCAGUAUUAGCCUACAACGCUAAAGGAAGAGGAGAUCCUUACCCGCUGAGAGCUAGUACUGUGAGACCGCCGGAGAAACACCAUGUUCAUGACAAAAGUCUUGAAUCAACCAGGUCAGCAUUCCAAAUGUCUGGGGCGAUGUCAGCAGCUGUUGGCGGAGGUGGGGUAUUAAUGGUGGUGUUUGUGCUCUUCAUGAUAGCAGUUAGACAUAAGUGUGCGAAAAGGAAACCUAGAUCGGUCCCACCUCCGUCCUCGCAGCCAGCGUCUCCAGAUAAAUUUAGAGAGAAGGACGACAGUGAGAGUGAUGACCGAAACCCGGACAUCAUACCAUCUGACACAGAUCAGAUGCAGUUCAGGAUACCUUAUAACCCGUCCUCACCGCAGAUGGAUUACUAUCGUCAGCAGCAAGUGUCUACUAUCUCACCCCCUCCUGGAAACAGAGGACCUAGAGGCAGCGUAGCUGGAGUCCGAGGAGGACUACCAGCCUACUGCGCACUUCGAACUGCACCACCACCUUCACAUCCUGCAAUGCAUGAACCAACGAAUGCUACAUCGAGCAUCCCGCCUCCCGCGCGUUUCGCCAGCGGUUCUUGUACUUUACCACGGGGUUCAACGAUCGCUGCGCAAACAGAUGGGCGAUGUGGUAUACCUCUACAGCAUCUCCGCACUCUGCCGCGGCCGCUGCCUGCUCCAGCGCCCGCGCCCGCACCCCGCACCACCCCGCGCGACACGCCCCUCUGA
This is a messenger RNA of Diatraea saccharalis (sugarcane borer), 1422 nucleotides long. The record is from the annotation of a GenBank genome assembly. NCBI's taxonomy places the organism in Eukaryota, Metazoa, Arthropoda, Insecta, Lepidoptera, Crambidae.